Messenger RNA from Dermacentor silvarum, 999 nucleotides. Its product is annotated as serine/arginine-rich splicing factor 6-like. Lineage: Eukaryota; Metazoa; Arthropoda; Arachnida; Ixodida; Ixodidae. The coding region runs from base 1 to 999 and encodes 332 amino acids. The record is from RefSeq and is a predicted model, not a curated record. The transcript has a single exon.
AUGUGGGGCAGUCAACCCGGACGAUCAACACCAGUGCACGCCAAAGUGUGGGUUGUGCGGGGGCCCACACCCUACGGCGGACAAAACGUGCAAGGAGAGAUUCCAGAUCCCGUACGUCGUCAGAAGGAGACGAUGGAAGAGAGGGACGGUGGAAGCUUGAGAAAUGGGGUUUCGCCACCACCACAGAGCAGCGAGAUCAAAAAUAAGUUGCAGCAAGCUCCACCGCAAGAGCAUAGGGAGCGCUCCCGAUCCAGGGUACGCUCUAGCUCCAGAGGGCGCUCUUGUUCCAGAACCAGGAGCAGAUCUCGCUCCAGGGGUCGCUCCGGAUCCCAGUGCCGAGGCAGUCAAGUCCGGUUCAAGUCCCGCUCGAGGUCCUGCUCCAGGGAUCGCCGACCCGAGUACCACCCAACCUGGGCCGACCGAGUUCGAGGAACGCCUGAAAAGGUAACGCGGGGCUUACCGCCAGAGCAUGAUAGAGGUAACAACAGGCUAGCACAACUUGAGCGCGAAAACGAGAUGAUGAAGAACACAAUAGCUCGACUCGUGACAGAAAUUUCCGAGAUUAAGAGGGGCAGUAAUAGGCGACCGGCCAUGGCUGACAAGCAGCCGGCUACUCCCCAGCCAAUGGAAGUCCCCAUGGUUGAGACGAGCGAUACGGAGAGGCCAGCUAAAAAGAGGGCAAUCACUAAUGAGCCAGAAAGAGCAUCAGGUAGGGCCAAAUCUGAGAUUCGCGAGAUGCUCUCCGCUCUCAGUGACAGCAUUAAAGAGAUAAAUGAGAAGUUCUCGCUCUUCCAAAGCAACAUGGCUUCCAUGGAGGAGCGCACUAAUCAGCGCAUCAGCAAAAUUGCAUCCUUCUUGGAAAACGUGGUAGCACCUGUGAUGGUACCUAAAGCUCCUACGCCCCCAACAACAGCAUCGACUAGUAACAGCACGGGGGCGAUCGGGCCUCCGAAGGUUAGCACAGCAGCUCCAAAGCAAUACGAUGGCCACUCAAACUAG